Molecule: messenger RNA, 1876 nt
Organism: Opisthocomus hoazin
Lineage: Eukaryota; Metazoa; Chordata; Aves; Opisthocomiformes; Opisthocomidae
Source: RefSeq, a predicted model, not a curated record
UGACGAAGGCUUGUGAGGCUGAGAAGACAAAUUGCCCUCAUCAUUAUCUCUGGGCUUGUCAAUCAAACAUAUUCCCUUAUUUACCUCGGCGAGGAGAGAGCCCCGGGAGCACACGGAGAGGGAGGGAGCGAGAGGAGAGCUGCUUGUCCCAAACUCCGCACUGGGGAGGGAGCAUUUCCAGCCCCUCGGGAUGGCCACCAUCACCUGCAACCGCUUCACCGAGGAGUACCAGCUCUUCGAGGAACUGGGCAAGGGCGCUUUCUCCAUCGUCCGGAGAUGCGUGAAGGUGUUGGCAGGACAGGAGUACGCAGCCAAGAUCAUCAACACCAAGAAGCUGUCUGCUCGAGAUCACCAGAAGCUGGAACGAGAAGCCCGGAUCUGCCGCCUCCUGAAGCACCCCAACAUCGUGAGGCUCCACGACAGCAUCUCCGAAGAGGGCCACCACUACCUGAUAUUUGACCUGGUCACCGGCGGGGAGCUGUUUGAGGACAUCGUGGCCAGGGAGUACUACAGCGAAGCGGAUGCCAGCCACUGCAUCCAGCAGAUCCUGGAGGCCGUCCUGCACUGCCACCAGAUGGGGGUGGUCCACCGGGAUCUGAAGCCCGAGAACCUGCUGCUGGCAUCCAAGCUGAAGGGUGCCGCCGUCAAGUUGGCUGACUUCGGCCUUGCCAUCGAGGUGGAGGGGGACCAGCAAGCAUGGUUUGGUUUCGCUGGCACCCCGGGAUACCUGUCCCCCGAGGUGCUCCGGAAGGACCCCUAUGGCAAAGCCGUGGAUCUGUGGGCUUGUGGCGUCAUCCUCUACAUCCUGCUGGUCGGGUACCCGCCCUUUUGGGAUGAAGACCAGCACCGACUCUACCAGCAGAUCAAGGCUGGGGCUUACGAUUUCCCCUCCCCUGAGUGGGACACAGUCACUCCCGAAGCGAAAGAUCUCAUCAACAAGAUGUUGACCAUAAACCCGUCCAAGCGCAUCACGGCAGCGGAGGCUCUGAAGCACCCCUGGAUAUCACACCGUGCCACCGUGGCGUCAUGCAUGCACAGGCAGGAGACAGUGGACUGUCUGAAGAAGUUCAAUGCCCGGAGAAAGCUGAAGGGAGCCAUCCUCACCACCAUGCUGGCCACCAGGAACUUCUCCGGUAGGUGCUCUGGAGGUGGACAAAGGGCACGAGGCCAGCGUAAAAGAAAGUCCAGUUCCAGCGUUCAGUUAAUGGAAUCGUCGGAGAGCACCAACACCACCAUUGAGGAUGAAGACACUAAAGUACGGAAGCAAGAAAUCAUUAAAGUCACAGAGCAGCUGAUAGAAGCAAUAAGCAACGGCGACUUUGAGUCCUACACGAAGAUGUGCGACCCUGGGAUGACUGCCUUCGAGCCUGAGGCUCUGGGUAACCUCGUCGAAGGCUUGGAUUUCCACCGAUUCUACUUCGAAAACCUGUGGUCCCGGAACAGCAAGCCUGUGCACACGACGAUCCUGAACCCCCACAUCCACCUGAUGGGAGACGAGUCCGCCUGCAUCGCCUACAUCCGCAUCACGCAGUACGUGGACGCGGGAGGGAUCCCCCGCACCGCCCAGUCCGAGGAGACCCGCAUCUGGCACCGCCGGGAUGGCAAAUGGCAAAUCGUCCACUUCCACAGAUCCGGCGCGCCCUCCGUCCUACCGCACUGAAGCGCAGUCCUGCCCGUGUGGGGUUUGUCACUGACUGACUGCCAAGGGGAGACCUCCUCCGACAUCUUCACCUACGGGACUUUGGCUGUUGACUCUGCUGCUUGGUUCCCGCUGGAAUAACCCCUCGCUUCUCACCGCACACAUGCAACAGCCCUGCCGGCGCCGCGCAAGCAUCCCAUCGAACCCCCCUCAUGGCGCUGGGUCCCCUUCCUCUGC